Messenger RNA from Ylistrum balloti, 1344 nucleotides. RefSeq lists its product as uncharacterized. Lineage: Eukaryota; Metazoa; Mollusca; Bivalvia; Pectinida; Pectinidae. Bases 27 to 1004 code for a protein of 325 amino acids. The transcript has 7 exons. Gene Ontology annotation, biological process: translation. The record is from RefSeq and is a predicted model, not a curated record. Gene Ontology annotation, cellular component: ribosome. Gene Ontology annotation, molecular function: structural constituent of ribosome.
UGCAUGCCGGCUAGUUCUUGAGAAAGAUGAAUUUCAAGGUAUUUUCAAGAUGCUUAGCUACUGUAUUGAGACCAAAUACGCCAAAGAAAGAAUCUAAACAAUUUUUAACAAAUAGAUGUCCAUUGUGGCGUAUUACACAGCAUUCGCAGUCAUUUUCCACUCUUCAAAGUGCACGGUUUAACAGACAGGAAGACAAGCAAGUGUUCAGUAACUCGAGUGAGGUUCCGUAUGGCAUACAAGCAAGAAACUUUACCAUUGGUAGGAAGUUAUGGUGCGAGAAGAACGAUGAAUUUGAGCCAAUUAGGAAUCCAAGCACUAUAAGAGGAAAAAUAGACAAAUUUGAUUAUUCAGGUGAGCUGGCUCCAUUACGCAGACUUGACCCUAAAGAUACGCUUUUUGUGUUCAACAGUGUUGAAGAACUAAAAGAUGCACCUGAAGUUGUUCAGAAGCUAUGCUCUGUUGAGUUUGCUGACAGGCUACAGAAGAGGUUUCAUAGAAUAUUUGCAAUGAAGGAUACGAUACGUAAAGUCUGUGGUGUGGAACAUCGACGAGAGAUGAUUGUUGCCAACAUGACUUUGCAGAUUCGAGCUACCAUUCACCACUUACAAAACUUUCCUAGGGAUAUGCAAGCCAAGAGAUUUGUUGUUGAAAAGAUUGCAAAAAGGAAACGGGAACUCAGACGAUUGCGUGCAGAAGAUUAUGAAAGAUUUUUGUGGCUAAUGAACAAACUUGAAAUUAAGUAUGUGCCACCCUCUAUGUAUACUCGAAAGGAGACAAAGUAUGGUCGCAGAAAGAGAUUGGCCAGGGAAGAGGCUUUCCAAAUGAAGGCACAAAAGCUUGAUGAACUGAAGGCAAGAUUGGAUGCUGAAAAAGUAUUGUUUUCCAAAGAAAAGGACGUAAUAAUGAAAGAAAUUGAAAUGGAUUUGACAAAAUUUAAUAUUGACAGAGAAGAUGUGUUAAAAAAGGUCGAAGAAAAGAGACGUGCAAAACUAGGGCUAGAUUGAAUUGUGUUCAAGAAUCAGGUCAUCUAUCUAAAAUAAUCUCAAGUUAGAAGUUAUGUGACACCGAGGUCACAUGUUGAGAUAUUCAUGAGUUGUGUGAGUAAAAGUGUAUUUUACAGUAAAAUUAAGGAUGAUACUGGCAGAAAUACAACAUAUCACAAAACCAUUACCGUUGUUAGAGAAGCAAUUUUCCAUUUUAUGUUUAUUUCAGAAAUGAUAUCAGGGAAAUCGAAAUCAUAUUUGUAUAUCAUGGUCAAAUUUGGAAACAAGAAAGAUAACUCUUGCAGGUUCAAUUUGAAAUUACAUUGAAAUGAAAUAAAAUGGAUUGUUUACACCUUACAAA